Symbiodinium sp. CCMP2592 is the source of this 1131-nucleotide messenger RNA. The record is from the annotation of a GenBank genome assembly. Lineage: Eukaryota; Dinophyceae; Suessiales; Symbiodiniaceae.
AUGGAACGAAGCGCUGAUACCGCUCCCCUCCAGGCACCGCCUCCUCCUGUGCAAACCGCAUCAGAAGUGGAAAGCACUGAAGUGAAGCAUGCCGGGGAGGACCAUGGGGACGGGCCGGCAGCAAAGGCCGAUCCUCUGGAGACCUCGUCGUCUCCCACACCUGCACCGGCCCCCGAGACGAAGAAGGAUGAUGGCUCGCCGGGUCUUCCUAACUUGCCGCAGGAUCUCACUCCUGUGGAAGUGGAGGCCCUGAAAGAGCUCAAACAGAGCUUGCAAGAGAUUAAGCUCUGCGUGGACAACUCGACAACUUCGGCAGCUUCGGACAGCAAAGAACACCUCGCAGCCACCCUGACGGAGCUCAAGCGUAUCUUGGACAGCAGCAUCUACUCACAGCCUAGGCUUGAGGCCGCAAUGAGAGAUGCCUUCGGGCCUUUGCAGGCCACCGUCAUGCCGGCGCUCAAUGGGCUCAAGAGUACUUUGGGGCCUCUGCCUGAGCAUGGAGCAGACAUAAGGGCAAUUCGCGAGGUCAUCGUGAAUACGGAGGACCUUGCCCAACGAACCCUCAAAGCUGUUGAGGAUUCGUCGUGGGACCAGAAUGGCCGCUUGAAUGCCCUUGGCACGCAACUGGGGACCAUCGGCACGGACUUGAGCAAGGGGCUCCAACAUGCACACAGGAAGUUGGACUCGAUCCAUGCCGCGAUGGGCAGCCGUCAAGGGGGCACCCGUGACGGAGGGACGGACUACACCAGCAUCUUGGUGGCAGUCAAAGACCUCCAGACGGAGAUGAAAGCUAUGAACCAGAACCUGGAGAAGUUGCAGACGCAGGUCCAGUAUGUGGAAGGGCGCAUGGAAACAGCGCUCUCCAAGCUGGUGGCGGUGGAGCAGUCCACCAGUAAGCUGGCGGCAACCAGACCGAAGGCGCCGCCCCCCAAUACGCCGGCGCCGAACCUGCCUUCAGACGAGGCGCCGCUCCCGCCUCCGGCACAACCACCGGGACAAUGGCAGCCUUCCUCGGCAAGUCUGGGAGCAACUACUCAGGCUCGCCCAACCUCGAUACCAGCUCCGACGAUGAGAUUGGCUCCGCAUGCCCAACUUCUGCAGCCUGGGGGUGCAGGUGGCCCUGACUCUUAG